AUGUUCGCCAACUCUGCUCGAAAUGCCCUCAAAAAACGACCUCAAAAUUUGCAGCCAUUCCGUUUUCAAGGGUGUCUUUUCUCCAAGCGCGCCAACCGACCUUUGACCACCAAGGUCCAGCAUCUCAUUUACGCCUCGGUCGACGACAAGGCUCUUGUGACUUUGUUUGAUCAGCCGAGAUCCACCCUUCGCUCCCCCUUCGCCACAACAGGCCUCUUCGGUCACCCAUCACUCACACACCCUCGCGCACUGAUAUCUCUAGCGGAUGCAACCGUAGUACGCGCGCAACUUUUGACGGACCGCAUCCUUCGGGCUCGGGAGUCUCGAACGGAGCUGCUUCGGGUAGUGAAGAACCUUGACCGACUCAGUGACAUGUUAUGCGGUGUCAUUGAUCUCGCAGAACUUGUCCGGAAUGCUCAUCCAGAUCGAAGCUGGGUGGAUGCUGCCAACAGAGCGUACGAGACAUUAUGUGAAUUUAUGAACGUAUUGAACACUCAUGUCGGACUAUAUGAAGUCCUGAAAGCUGUAUUGUCUGACCCAAGCAUCGUCAAGACACUUGGCCCAGAGGCUCACCAGACAGCCCUGAUAUUCUGGCGCGACUUUGAGAAGUCCGCCAUUGAUUUGCCUGCAGAGCAGCGCAAGAAGUUUGUUUCGUUAUCAUCGGACAUACUCGUCCUGGGGAGGCAAUUCCUCGAAGGUGCCAAUGCACCACGACCCCCAGCUUCCAUCAAGCCAUCACAACUAUCCGGUUUGAAGGACAAGGGAAUGGGGGUGAGGCUGCAGCUUCAAGCUCAGUUUACUCAACGCGACCUUCAGGUCUAUCCUGGGUCUUUACAGGCGCAGAUGAUUAUGCGCUCGGCUCCUGAAGAGGAGCCUCGUCGACAGGUGUACCUGGCUGCGAACUCAAGCACCCCUCAACAAAUAGAAGUUUUAGAGAAACUCUUACGAACCCGCGCAGAACUCGCACGUCUGGUUGGGCGUGAUAGUUUUGCGCAUAUGACACUUGACGAUAAGAUGGCAAAAACUCCAGAUAACGUGUGGAAUUUUCUUGACGCACUUAUGGACCAUACAAAACCCUUCGCUCGACGUGCAUUGCACACCUUGAGUGAACGAAAACAGCUCCAUCAUGGAACUUCUUCGCUACCUAUCAUACAGGCAUGGGAUAGGGACUUUUACUGCCCACCAGACCCCCCAGCGCCCCCAAUACCACUUCCUCCACUGACGUUGGGGACCGUUUUCAUGGGUCUAUCCCGUCUGUUCCAACACAUGUACGGAAUCUCAUUGCGCCCCGCUGAUUCGGCCUCCGGAGAGGUCUGGCACACAGAUGUUCAAAAACUGGAGGUAGUAGAUCAAGAUCAGGGCAUCAUUGGCUGGAUAUACGCAGAUCUCUUUGCAAGAAGAGGGAAGGCGAGUGGGGCAGCCCAUUACACUGUUCGUUGCUCGCGGAGGACCGACGACGACGACGAAUCAUCUGAUGGCACCGUUGAAGGUGCUGAACUUCUCAUUUAUGAAUCCCAGGAGUUUGAAGCCGUUAAACGGCACCGUCUCCCAAAUCAAGACGGCAUCUAUCAGUUGCCUCUGGUUGUUCUGUUGUGUGAAUUUGCUCGACCGACGCCGUCCAAAGGACCAACCGUUCUAGAAUGGCACGAGGUGCUAACGCUCUUCCAUGAAAUGGGUCAUGCAAUGCAUUCCAUGAUUGGUCGGACUGAAUAUCAAAAUGUUGCUGGAACUCGCUGCGCCACUGACUUCGUAGAGUUUCCGUCAAUCCUCAUGGAACAUUUUCUCAACUCACCUACUGUCUUAUCCCUGUUUGACGUCGAUGGAACGUCGACAGUUCGACAUAUUGGUAAUCACCACAAUGAUCCCUGUCAUUUCAUCGAUACCUACUCUCAAAUUCUUCUUGCCGCAGUUGAUCAGGUAUACCAUUCCCCUGCGGUGUUGGACCCCACUUUUGACUCAACCGCCGAGCUUGCCAAAGUACAUAACACACGCGGAUUAAUCCCAUAUGUCCCUGGAACCUCAUUCCAAACACAGUUCGGACACCUCUAUGGGUAUGGCGCGACAUAUUACUCUUACCUUCUUGAUCGUGCCAUUGCUUCACGAGUAUGGCGCAACGUCUUCUUAGACGAUCCUCUCGAUCGAGAGACGGGCGAGAAAUUCAAAUGUGAAGUUUUGCGUUUUGGUGGAGGGAAGGAUCCCUGGAAGAUGGUCAGCGCUUUACUCGAUGUGCCGGAGUUAAGCACUGGCGACGCUGAAGCGAUGCGGGAGAUUGGGCGCUGGAAGAUUAAUAGUGAAAUUGGUGUACAUGGACGACAUUGAUGUAGUCGUCCCAUCGCCAGACACCCAUUUUAGUAAGGGAUGAGUUAGCUCGAUCCUGUCGUUACGGGAUGUCUUAAAUGGAUGACUGCCACACUU
Molecule: messenger RNA, 2415 nt
Organism: Laccaria bicolor S238N-H82
Lineage: Eukaryota; Fungi; Basidiomycota; Agaricomycetes; Agaricales; Hydnangiaceae
Gene: mip
Product: mitochondrial intermediate peptidase
Exons: 4
Coding region: 1-2319 (772 amino acids)
Biological process (GO): peptide metabolic process
Cellular component (GO): mitochondrion
Molecular function (GO): metalloendopeptidase activity
Source: RefSeq, a predicted model, not a curated record